AUUUUCCAAUUUAAGGCAUGAUGAACACUGGGAGUUUGGGAGUUUUAGAAAACAUUUGUCCUAUCGCAAACGCAAUACGCAAUACGCAGCCCAACGAUUUCACCAAAGCAAAGUCAGGCCCCAACUUGGUAACAGCUUUCACUUCAGAGUUCAGAACCAUCCACUCUUUCUUCAAACAAAUAUCGUUUGUGUGUGUCAGUCUCACACACACACAGAGAUUUAAGCUAGGUUAGGUUAAUUUUGAAUCCGCUGAAUCGAAUCGCAAUGUCGCAGCAAGGGUUCGCGAUCGAGCUAUACUUAGAGCCAGCGCUGGAGAAUCAGGUUCUGAAAGCAUGGAACGUUCUGGCGCGGAGACAAAUCAGCACAGAGCUGAUAGAAAUGGAGUCUCGGCCACACAUAACCCUAUUCUCGGCACCAUUUCUAGAACCUUCCAAGCUCGAUUCUCUCCUAAAAGUGUUCGCCUCCAAGCACGACCCUCUCCCUCUCACUUUCUCAUCCCUCGCCACUUUCCCCAACAACCUCCUCUUCCUCGCCCCAACCCCUUCCCUCUCCCUCCUCCACUUUCAGUCACAGCUCUGUGACGCUAUCAGAAAAGAAGGCAUCGAAAUCGCUCAUGAAUUUGCUUUCAAUUCGUGGAUCCCUUAUUGCUCCGUUGCGCACCAUGUCCCCCAAAACAGAAUGCCUGAGGCUUUCUCACUCUUGAGGGAACUGAAGCUUCCGGUUUCCGGUUACGCUAUGGAUGUUGCGCUCGUACAGUUCUCUCCGGUUCGGGAAAUCUUCUCGUUUGUGCUCGGCAACAACGUAGACUCGUGACCGACGGUUUUUCUUAUUACUCUCUACAGAACUCCAUAGUUGCUAAUUUCUUUUUCCUUUUUUGUUUUUUUUUUUUUUUUAAUUUUGUAAUGUUAAGUUAGUAGUAUGAGAUUAGAUAAUUUGAUUGUUGUUGGUUGGAGAAUGGUUUGGGAGGGAGGGUUUUGGUUCCUCCUGAAAUUCUCUUGUUGUAAUGAUUGAUGGUGUCGUGUUACACCGAAUUUGAUAGAUUAUGGAACUUGCUUUAUUUAUCUUACUAGUAUUAGUUGCUCUUGCUCCCUUGUAUAUGUGUAUCAACUAUCAAGAACGAAUGUUGG
This is a messenger RNA of Glycine soja, 1127 nucleotides long. RefSeq lists its product as uncharacterized. NCBI's taxonomy places the organism in Eukaryota, Viridiplantae, Streptophyta, Magnoliopsida, Fabales, Fabaceae. The record is from RefSeq and is a predicted model, not a curated record. The transcript has a single exon. The coding region runs from base 265 to 813 and encodes 182 amino acids.